AUGGACCUCUCAGGCUCUUUGCCUCCACCGUCCCCUUACACCUUCCCUAUUAUCCCCAAUAUCUCUGUGCCCUCCCCCUCCCCUUCCCUCUCCCCAUCACCCAGUGUUGCCUCCACAGCUCUCUUCUGCUCCCUCCUCUCCCUCCUCUCCUUGAUGGGCAUCACAGGAAACCUGUACACUAUGGGCCUUCUGUUGAGGCGCAGGAGAAGUAGACGACGUGGAGCAGGACCGACCUGCUGCCUAAUGAGAGUACCUGUGCCAUCAUGCCUCGCCAACUCCUCCCCGUCCUCCACCCCCAUCUCCUCUGCCUCUCCCUCCUCUUCUCUUCACCUCCAGGUGCUGAGCCUUGCUCUUGCUGAUCUGCUCUACCUUUUCACCGCUCCCUUCAUCGUGUAUGACAGUCUGGCGUCCGGCUGGGCCUUCGGGGAGCCGGGCUGCCGCCUCCUCCUGAGCCUGGACCUCCUCACCAUGCACGCCUCCAUCUUCACCCUCACCGCCAUGAGUCUGGACCGCUACAGGGCGGUGGCACAUCCCCUGCACACCUCCUCCUCCAACUCCUCCGGCCUGCUGCGUGUAGGUCUGGCCUGGGGCCUGGCUGUGGCCCUGAGCCUGCCCAUGAUGAUCACUUUGCACCUGGAGGAGGGGGAGAACCAGGAGGGCCAGCUGUGUGUGCCGGCCUGGGACGAGCAGAGCUCCAAGGCCUAUCUGAGCGUGCUCUUCUGCACCAGCAUCCUCGGACCUGGGCUGGCCAUUGGAGCACUUUAUGCAACUCUAGGCCGGCUUUACUGGGUGUCUCAGACCAGGCCAGCCUGGGCCAGUGGGGGCAGCUCGGCUUGUCCUCCCCGUGCCCCCAAACCCAAAGUCCUGCUUCUCAUCCUGGGUAUUGUCCUGGCUUUCUGGGCCUGCUUCCUUCCUUUCUGGAUCUGGCAGCUGCUGCCUCUCUACCAGCCCGACAUGCUGCGGACAGUUCCAGUAGGGACGCAGGUGACAGUCAAUCGAAUCCUCACAGGACUGACAUUUGGAAACUCAUGUGUAAAUCCAUUCUUCUACACACUAUUGACUGGGAAACGAAGACGCAACCGGCAGGCGCUGACAUCAGCAAAUCAGCUGUGCCGUAAGAGCAGUCCGAUGCAGUAGUGUGUCUGUCUCUAACAGUGGAGACAGUAAUGUGACAACCAUGUACAUGCAAUAGGAGUUCAAUAAUAGGAACCAAAGAUCAUUGAUUUGUCCUUAGCAAAUGAUAGCACUUUGUAUAAAUGCUUUGUGAAAAUACUUCCUGUUUGGAGACAAUCAAAAGGACAAUCUAAAUGAAUGCUUUAUCCUUCUCCAUACUUUGAUGGUCAUAUGAUAAGUGUUGUAAUGGUAAAGCAAAUAACCACAAUGGCAUUUCUAACACAAGUGCUUACUACAGUAAUUACUUCUGCAAAGUAACUUACCCAAAUCAACAGAUUUUAUAAAAGAGGAACGUUUUUAAUAAACAGAAUCCUGUACUGUAUGCAGUAAUAAUAGAAGGGAGGAGUUUUGUGCUGUAUGCUGCGAUGCACAAGCAUUUCCAGUAAAACCCUGAUUCACUUCUGCUUGUUUUCAGAAAUGUUUAAGGAAGAUGUUUGUUUUUAAACAACUGUCUGAGACUGGUCAGAACCUCGUUGGGUCAUUUUUCUGAGACAGUGUUUGUUGACUUAAUGAAUUAUGUUGGAGCAUGUCAACAGUCUUUUGUUUUCUUCCCCUGAACCCCUACAUAUCUAAAACAACUGACUUUUUAUAUAAUCAUGACCUGCAUGUUGGGUUUUUUGUAAUCAUGCAAUGCUUUGCAUGGCUUCAACUUGUGUUGAUUGUAACUGGUGUUUAUAAUAAUGCAUAAUA
Messenger RNA from Trematomus bernacchii (emerald rockcod), 1863 nucleotides. Its product is annotated as urotensin-2 receptor. Gene Ontology annotation, molecular function: urotensin II receptor activity. The transcript has a single exon. The record is from RefSeq and is a predicted model, not a curated record. Bases 1 to 1137 code for a protein of 378 amino acids. Gene Ontology annotation, biological process: neuropeptide signaling pathway. NCBI's taxonomy places the organism in Eukaryota, Metazoa, Chordata, Actinopteri, Perciformes, Nototheniidae. Gene Ontology annotation, cellular component: membrane.